Molecule: messenger RNA, 6400 nt
Organism: Myzus persicae (green peach aphid)
Lineage: Eukaryota; Metazoa; Arthropoda; Insecta; Hemiptera; Aphididae
Product: transcriptional regulator ATRX homolog
Exons: 25
Coding region: 748-4962 (1404 amino acids)
Cellular component (GO): nucleus
Molecular function (GO): ATP binding; ATP-dependent chromatin remodeler activity; ATP hydrolysis activity
Source: RefSeq, a predicted model, not a curated record
GAUUUUUUCAUUCUGAUUUAUAAAACAUGUAGUAAUGUUAACAUACCCAAAUGGCUAUUAUUAUAUAUUUAUAUUCUAUAUCCGUGGUAAAUACUAAAAUGAUACUAUAAUUAGUAUCGUCCGAUUCGGUCUAUUUAUACAGUGUUACAUCCCUGGUUAUAUGUUAAUAAUAACAAUAUUAUCCGUUAUGUAAUCACGACUGAUCUAAUCUUAGAUCGUAUAUUAUAAAUCAAGAUCCAAGGGUCCAAUAAACUAGUGUUUAUAAGACGUGGGUACACGAAUUAAAUAUUUAAUUUCAGCUAGAAUAGUAAGAAUAGUACAAUAAUAUUACAAUAUUAAAUAUUCCCUUGAAAGGGGAAAGUGGAAACCAAUCGUUAUGACGUCUUGUUCAACACUUUGUCGAACAGACACACCUGAUUAACCGUGUGGUGACUGGUGAGAGCAUGCGACUGUUCCUCCGUCUUGAUAUCAUUGUAAUGUAAUGUUUUACUAAUACUCUAAAGUACUCUUUGUGUUUGUGUAUUUGUGUGUUUCAUAUUUGCCCAGUCGUGAAGACUGAAGACAGCGAAGACGCGUCAGACGUCAGUUGUCAUUAUUCGAUUGUUCACGAGUUCAUCCGACACCUGCGGGCACGUGCUUAGUUCGUUUGGAUGUUAUUACAGCUUUCAUUUUCUCAAUGAAUUAGUUGUUGGGAAGCUUUGUCAUUUGCGGUGUUGAUUAGCGUCCAAGUUCUUCCAAUCCAUCGACAUGGAAACCGUUUAUCCCAAUAACGAUGAAAUACAAUUCCGCCAACAACAUUUUGGAGUUGUUGAAGACAUUUUGAACAGUAAAGUUGAAUGUGCAAUUUGUAACCAUGAUCUCUUAAAUUAUAUUAUUUUGAAAAAAAUAAUAAUGGUUCAUCAAAGUUAUCUAUUCCUGUGUUGCCAUAACUGUUUCUACAAGUUGUGUGAAGUCAAUAACUAUAGUUGUAUCUUGUGUGCAUCAAACAUAGAUCAAUCUGUUUGUGUAAAAUGCAAUCUUAAUAUUUGUAAACGGUGUAUUGAAAACUACAAAAUAGAAACACUGUGUGAUGGUACUUUAUAUAACUGCUUUGCUUGUGUACCACAAAUGUUAUGGAAACAAAGAGCUCAAGCUGCUAAUGUAUUAAAAGUUUUUUGUUCUCAGUUAUGUAUGCCAAGUGGCUUAUUAGUAAAUGAACCAGAACAUGAACAAGCGGUUCGAAAAUACUUAAUAAAAGAAGCUAAAGUUGGGCAAAAUUCCUUAAUAGAUAGUAUUAGGAAUAACUUGUGUGUUGAUUUCGUUUUAAAAUCAUAUAAGUCAUUCAUAAUAAAUGAAUUAUCAGAGUUUUCAUUUGAUAAUGCUAGUCCUCUUGAUGAAAAUUUAAAUGGAUUUUCUAAUAUUUUUGAGAGUAUUUUAGAGAAAACCUGUUCUACUUUAACCAAUUUUAAGAGCAUAUUUAAUAUGAGCUCACAUUUAAGUCGCAGUGUAUCUGAUAUGAUGAAAUCCUUAUGCAUUGAUAAAGAUGAACAUAUUAUGCCAAUAAGUUAUUCAAGAAUAAAUGAAAACUUAGAUGAAGUAAUGAAAAACAAUUCGAGCAAUCUAUCAUUAAAUAAGUCAAACAUAUGUACUACAAGAAUUUUAAGAUCACAAAAUAAAUACAAAACAGAUAUUGAAUUUUUAAACUCAAAUGUUUCUUUUUCUUCAAGCUUGCCACCAAAGCCCAAAGUCAUAGAUAAGAAAUUAAUCGUUACAAAAAAACAGUUAAACAAAUCAAAUACAUCAAGUGUGAAUAAUGACAAGUCCUCUAAUGAAGUUAAUAUUGAUUUAGUAAAAGAUAAACUAGUUGAUCCUGAACAUUUAUUUAAAGAUAAUGAUAGUAAUGAUCGAAUAGAGAAUACAAAAAAAUUGAGCAUUCAAAAUGUAUUAAAGAUAAAUAAGACAAAAAACCAAGCUAAAAACUCAAUAAAAAAUAAAAAAGUACCCAAUGAAGGAUCUGAUGAAAAAGAAAACGAUAGUCUGAUGUAUUUAAAUGAUGUUGAAAACUGUUCCAAAAAAAAAAUCAGAGCUGAUGAAGUUAAUACUAAUAAUACUGAUAUCAUCCAAACUAACAAUACAAGUUUUAAAGUAUCUCCAAAAAAGGAAGUUCAUAAGUUGAAACAAAUAUGUCAAAUUGUAAAAAAAAAUAAUGAACUGGACUGCGAUGAUGUGAACAAUUCACAAAUAACUAAUCCUAUAAAGUGUGAUAUUGAUAGUUAUCGUGAAACUUGUGAAGAAACACAAUCAGAUUUAAAUAAUGUGGAUACUAUUCAUGGGUUUGGUGAAUUAGAAAAUGAAGAAAUUGUUGAAAUGUGCGUAUCAUCUGUUGAACAUAAUAAUAAAAACCUUGUAACUUGUUCAAAACAAUUAUCUCCACUUACUAUGCCAUUAGUUAUUAAUGAUGAUAAUGAUUCUGAUUUUGAAGUUUUUAAAAAUAGAGGAACAAAAAGAAUGUUGAUAAUGUCUGACUCGCCUAAUGAUUCGGAUUCAUCAAUCAUAAAAACUAAAAACCCAAAAAUCAAAAACCAAAUGAUUAAACAAAGCAUAUUUGAUUUAUCGACAAGCAGCAGCAGUUCUGAUGAAAGUUCAACUUCUAAAAUAGUUAAUAAACGUAGAAGAAUUAGGCGACUGUCUAAUGAGAGAUCUGAUGAAAAUUCUGAUAAUAAUAAAACAUCCCAUGAUCAUGUUACACCAAUAAAAGGACGAAAAAAUAUUCGUAGAUUGUUAACACAAAAAGAACUCAGUGAAUCAACCCAAAAUGCCAUAAAAGAAGAAGAAUUAAGGAAGAAACGCAUUCAAGAACGUCAACAACUAUAUAAUAACAUUUAUGACGUACCAACAUCCUUGGAAACAGAAACAUGUAAAAAGUUAGUACUAGAUUUUGAUGUUAAAACAAAUGAGGAACUUGUUGCAGUUCAUCCAGAUCUUGUGAAGUUUCUCAAACCACAUCAGGUGAAAGGAAUUACAUUUUUGUGGAAUUCUGUAUUUGAAUCAUUAUCAAGAAUAAAAGAACAUAAAGGAAAUGGAUCAAUCUUAGCCCAUUGUAUGGGUUUAGGUAAAACGUUACAAAUAAUAGCUUUGGUUCAUACAUUAUUUAGGUAUCCAGAAACUGGUAUUAAAACUGUAUUAAUUAUUACUCCUAACGCAACGAUUGAAAAUUGGUGUAAGGAAUUUCAUAAAUGGUUGCAUGGUAUUGAUGAAAAAAAAAAUUUUUUUGUACUUAACUUAGCCGAAUCAAAAACAUAUGAAAGUCGAAAAAAUAUUAUAGUUGAAUGGCGUAGAGAACAUGGCGUUUUAAUUACAAGCUAUGAGUUGUAUAGAUCCGUUGUUAAUUACAAGUACAUUGACAAGUUUCCUUCAAUCUUAGAAGGACUUGUUGAUCCAGGACCAGAUUUGAUCAUAUGUGAUGAAGGGCAUGUAUUAAAAAAUCAUCUUACAACAGUAUCAAAAUCAGUUAAUCGUAUUAAAACACUUCGAAGAAUUGUGUUGACUGGAACACCAUUGCAAAAUAAUUUGAAAGAAUAUCAUUGUAUGGUUGAUUUUAUACGACCAAAUUUAUUAGGAUCAAUAAAAGAUUUUACUAACCGUUUUAUAAAUCCAAUUACUAAUGGGCAAUACUCUGAUUCAACUCCACUAGAUGUAGAACUGAUGAAGGGAAGAUCACAUGUAUUGCAUAAAAUGCUUGAAGGAUUUGUACAGAGAUUUGAUUAUAGUGUUCUUACACCAUAUUUACCCCCUAAACACGAAUAUGUAAUUUAUUUGAAGUUAUCUCCUAAACAAAUAGAAUUAUAUCAGACAUAUUUAGAUUCUUACAGACAACCAGAUUUAUUUACUAAUUACAACAUGCUACAAAUAGUUUGGACCCAUCCUAAACUUUUAGCUAUAUAUGCUGACCGGACAGAAUCAAAGAGAGAAAAACAAAAACUUAAAGACAUUAGUUAUAUUGAUUCUUUUUCAAAUUCUGUUGAGGGAGUUGAAAAUAGGCACAUACCAGUCUCAAUUCUUAACUCAUCAAUCACCAAGAAACCAAAUACAUAUCUUAAGUGGUGGAAACCAUAUGUAUCAAAAUCUGAUUUGGAAUCGGUGUACCCGUAUUCAAAGUUUAUAAUGAUGUUUUCAAUACUUCUGGAAUGUGAAAAAAUUGGUGAUAAAGUGCUAUUAUUCAGUCAGUCAUUAUUUACUCUUGAUCUCAUCCAAGAUUUUUUGGAAAAUGCUGAAGAUAAGGCUAACGAUAAAGGGGGUCCUUAUGGUAAAUCUUGGGAUCACGGUGCAGAUUUUUAUAGAAUUGAUGGUUCAGUAAAUUUGAAAGAGAGAGAAGAUUAUUGUGAACAAUUUAAUGAUGUCAAUAAUCCUAGAAUGCGUCUUUUAUUGUUAUCGACAAAAGCUUUUAAUUUAGGUAUUAAUCUAGUUGGUGCUAAUCGAGUUAUUAUUUUUGACAUGACAUGGAAUCCAUCUUUAAAUGUUCAAAGUAUAUUCCGUGUGUUUAGAUUUGGACAGACUAAACCAUGUUAUAUUUAUAGAUUCAUUUCUGAGGGUACAAUGGAGCAAAAAAUAUAUGAACGUCAAAUAUCUAAGUUAUCGAUGGCUUUUCGUGUAGUCGAUGAACAUCAAAUUGAUCGUCAUUUUAAUGCAAAAUGUCAGGAAGAACUUUAUGAAUUUGAACCAAAUAUUACCAAACCAAAAUCAACAUUAAAUUUACCCAAGGAUCGUUUGAUGGCUGAAUUGAUAUUGAGGCAUGAAGACCUUGUAAUGAAUAUACUAGAACAUGACUCAUUACUACAAAAUAAUGAGGCAGAAGAAUUAGAUGAGAAUGGCCGAAAUGCUGCAUGGGAAAAUUAUAAAAAAGAAAAUGAUUCCGCUAAUGUUUCGAUUAAACAAUCAAUAUUACCAAUAUUACCAAUAUUUUGUGAAUCUGAAAGUGACUAGGAAAUAAGAUUUUCUCAAACCUUUAUACGCCAAAACUUGCUGAUAAAUUUACUAAGGUGAAGAUUGCACACAAUUUUGAACAAUUAAGUAUGGUAUAAAUAUAUAUUAUAGUAUAUUUAUUUUUUUAUACCAUUAAAUUAACUCAUUAUACAUAUUAAUACAACAAUAUUAGAAUAUACAUAUUAUUUGUGAUUUUUAUUAUAGAUAUGUAUAUUUAACUAUUUUCUUUACAAAUCAGACUGUUAUUGUAAGUACCAAUAUUUAAUCUUUAAUUCUUAAAAAAAUAAAGCUAACAUAAGAUUUUGUAUGUAUAAGAUCAUUCCUUUUACUAAUUAUUUUUUAAUUAGAAAUAUUUGUUUUUAUAUUGUGUUUUUAAUGAUUUAUGGAUCUACAGUAAUUUUUAUAAGGAAAGUACCUUGAAAUAAAGUAAACUAUUUAUACCUAUAAAUAAUGUUUAAUGAUUUUUUUUUUUAACAAAAGAUCUUCAGAAUAUUAUUAAGCAUCAAGUUUUUUAAAUUGUAUGUGUUUUAUUGAAUUAUUAAAAAUAUAAAAUAAAUUGUCUUUUAAGGGUACAUUAUACAUGCAGUAUUGUAUCCAUUUUACAAACUUACCACAAAUCAAGUUUGCAUUCAGUAAUAUCAAUUUUGUAUUGUUAGGUUUAAUUAUAAUGUCAAUGGAGUUAGUAUAAAACUUGAAGGUUUGAAUGUUGGUUUUACUUUUUUUUUUUUUUAAACCAUAAUUAUUAGGUAAAAUAUGAAAAUAUUGCUAUUUAAAUUUGUUUGGAAUACAAUUAAAACAGCACAAAAAACAAACACACUAACACAGUAAUAUUCUUGUCUAAGUGUGAUAAAAGGUGUCAAUUGACACCUUGGAAAACUUAUAUUAGGUUCUAUUUUAUUUUUAUAUAAUUAAUUAACAGCGAUUGACUUAUUUUAGAAUAACUCAAAUUUGUCAAGGUUACUUAAAUCCCUACUUAAAAUAUAAACUUAAAAAUAUUUUAUAAUGGUAUAGUAGUUAUAAAAAUGAUAAGUCUACUGAUAGUUUGAUAGUUAUCAUGGUUCAUGCUUAAAAAAUAGUUUGCAUUAGAAAAAAAACCUUAAUAAUCCAUACCUGAUUGCAAAAUUAGGAACAAACUAUAAGGGUCCAAAUAGUUGACCGAAUUUUGUCGGCCUGCAAAAUCCAUUUUGUUUCCCUUAAACACUUGCUCCAAAGAUAUUUUGUUCCAUAACAAAUUGUAAACAUUGGAAAUUACCAUGUUUAUGAUCAUUAUUAGGGAAUAAAGAUUAAAAUACUAGAGCAAGCUAUUGUUUUUUGUAACAAAUAAUUGUCAAAUGAAUAUGAUAUUUCAGUUUCUUUUUUGAAUAAUUAUGAGGGAAUUUCUAAUAGCAAAACUAAGAGACAAAUCAAAUUUAAAACGAUGUUUUAUUGUGUUUAAAUU